AUGGCAAACUACCACUGGCAGCAAAGCCAGAACUCCUACCCGCCCCUACAGCUCGAGCAAGAGUUCGACUACGUGGGGGAUCGCCAACAACAACAGCAGCAGCAGCAGCCAUAUCUCCAGCAGCGUUAUCAGUCUCCCGAUUCCUACGCAUAUCCCCAGCAACAGCAGCAGCUCCAGCCACAGUCUUCGUCACUUCAUGGCGCAUUUGCCGCCCCACAAAAUCCCGUGCAGUCGCAUAGUCGCUCGUCGUCGGCUACCUUCGUCAACCCCCAGAAUCCACUCAACGCGGGCGCCUACGCGCAGAGCGUCUACGGUUCCCAGCAAAACACCUCGCAGCCGCCCAGUGCUAUGGGUCAGCCCUAUCGCUCUACUUCUUCCAACAACUUCACGUUCUCCGCCCCCACCUCGGCUAUGCAAGGCAUCGAAUCCCGGAGCGGACACAAUCUGACCUCAACCUUCCUUACAUCUUCCUCGGACCCCCUCCGCGAUUCGCUCCCUCAACCUUCCGGAUCGAGCCAGCAGCAGCAGCAGCAAUCGUACUAUCAUUUGCCCUCAAACGAUGUCGCCGGCCAACCUCAGCCAAAGCGACACCAUGGCCAAGCCUUCAAGGACCCCGAAGAUCAAGAGACAGACCCCGCUGCAACAGAGCCGAAAGACGGUAGAGCCAAGUUAGCACGGGCAUGUGCGCGCUGUAAGAACCUCAAGGUUAGAUGCGAAGCCAAAACGGACACGGAGCCAUGCAAACGCUGCUUUAAUGGCGGGCACGAGUGUGUGAUCCCCGGGCGGAAAAUUCGACGGACGCCGCCGAAACGUGAGCACCUUCUCAAUGAGAUCCAGGAGCAGGCCAAGGAGAUCGAGAGGCUCAUGAUGGAGCUCGAAAAGCUCAAUGCGGCUUCGUCAUCAAAGACGCAAGCACAGCGUGCCAACCCGGACCGAAGCGACUCGUUACACUCGCCCGUCCUUUCACCCUCAUCAACCUCCGCCUCAUUCUUCGGUGGCUCAGACCAUGAGCCCACUGUCGCCACUGCAGGUGACGGGGAUAACAACAAUCCGAACGGCGCCCUUGUAGGCACCAAUCCGAACGACCCAGCGGUGAACAAGGCUGUCGAGGACUGGAUCGCCAAGGCGCGCGAGAGCCUGCAUGAGUUCGGUGCCUUCAUCGGGAUUGGUGGCGCGGGAAUGCCAAAAAGCUACCUCGUUGAAGCGGACCUCGAAGACUCGAGUGACGAUGGCGAAGAUGACGAGGAAUUUGUUGACGUCUCUGAGGACCUUGAGGGCUUCGGGAGCCCUGAUGACCACUACGAUGUCGCUGUGGAACGACCUGAGGACGAUGGUACUGUCCAUGGUGCUCAGAACCAAGCACAGGGUAACUCUGGAUCGCUGAGCAGUACUCGGACCUUGCAACACAAAACCUCGACGUCGAGCAUGGGCACAGCUGCCACACCGGCCGCGAGUGUAACCGCCGUCCCACGGAAGAAGAACACGGGCGAGAACGCCAGGCCUGCAGGUUUGCCCGUCGAGGCAUCGCCUUUUGGCUUGUUCGGUAACCUCAGCUUGAAGGGCCCAAGAAGCAGGGCUGGAAGUGAGGAGCCGGACGGAGAGGAUAAAGGCCCUGGGAUCGCGAAUGAGAACUUCUUCAGGCCGACGCCAGCGCCCAAUGCACUCGGUCGGAGGUUGGAGAGCGCCCAGCACCAGGCGCCGGCCAUUCUCACGCGGGGGAUUAUCUCGCCCCAGGAGGCUGAGAAGUUGUUCAAGAUCUACUUCGACAACAUGAACCUUUCUGUUUCACUGCUUGACCCGGUCCUCUACACUGCUCAGCGUACUUUCUACCGGAGCCCUUUCUUGUUUACCGUUAUCUGUGCGAUUGCUUCGCGGUUCUAUUCCGAGCGCCCAGGCCUAUACGCACAGGCGAUGCAUUUUGCCCAGCUGGCAGCUGGUACGGCGCUUAUCUCAGGCAACAAGAACGUGGAGAUGUGCCAGGCGUACAUUCUCCUCAGCCUGUAUCCUGUCCCAGCAAGAAAGUGGGAGGACCAGCGCAGCUGGCUAUACCUGGGCCUCGCCAUCCGAUGUGCAACCGACCUCAACUUGCAUCUACCCACAACCGCCAAGCCGUUGAACGAGAACCACGCACGCGAAAUGCUCAACCGAACGCGUGUAUGGAUGAAUUGCCUCAACCUCGACCGGUCAACAGGCUCGCAGUACGGCAAGCCACCAAUCAUCAGUCCCAAAGACUACAUUGCAAACCACUGCGAGAACUGGUGGCGCGAUUCCCCGUUCAAUCUGCGGCAUUUCGACAUCCAUGUAUCCGCGUACAACUCGGAGCUGAAGGUCAUGGCAGCGUUUAUUGCUCAGAUUUACAGCAAUCCGGACCAUCCGACUGGAUUAAACAAGGAUGUCGACUUUGAGGCUAUUGCAACUGCGACAGACGACGAACUCAAGGCGCUCGGUGAUCGCUGGUUCUCGAUCAUCGGGCAGACCGACAUGACUGACCCGCAGAACUCGUUCCGCACGGGCUUGCUCCGCCUCGCCUACAGCUACUCGAGGCUUAUCGCACUCUCGUAUGGAUUCCAGCAUGCGUUCGGGAAGAGUGAUGGGAAGGACGAGAACCCUUUCUUGGUGCGGUGCUUGAAAGCUGCGUCAGACGUUGUCGAUGCUGUCGUAAACGACAUCUGCCGCCCGAGCCAACUGCACUUCUUCCGCCACGGUCCGGAGGCUCAAAGUGUAUUCGUUACAUUCGCUUCAGCUUUCCUUGUCAAGCUCCUGCAACCCAAAUUUGCCUCCUACCUUACGACAGACCAACGGGUGGACAUCCGCAAUCUGGUCCAGAAGGUUAUCGACCUGCUCGGCUCGCCAGAGGUGGCCAUCGACGAACGCCACGGACCGAAGCUGUACUCUCGCUUCCUCGAAAAACUGCUCGCGAAGCCCAUGGCGCGGCUCGACCCCAUGUCACCUGGGUCCGCUGCCUCCUUGGCCAGCACCACAUCGUCGCAUAAGCACCGCCGACUCAAGUCUGCCUCUGCCACUGUCACGCACACACCCUCCACGUCCACGUCUUCCCUGCCGGGCCAGACCCCCGACUCCUCCGCUUCGAUGAACUUCGACAUCCCCACGCAGGUGUACAACCACCCUUCACCCUCAACGUCAUCCUCCCUCUCGCCGCCGCCCACGGAGGCUGCACUGUCAUUUGAAAGCUUCGCUCCCAUCAACGGGUACGAUCCGUUCGGUCCGGAGAGCGUAAUGGGCACUAACGCUGCUGCUGCGAUAAGCUCCGCGAACGGCGCAAACGGUGCAGGUGCUGAAGGAAUGGCUCUCUCGGGCGACUUCUUCAGCCCAUCGUUGGCUUUCGAUGACGAGAUUAUGCAGAGCGUGCAGUCGCUAUCGGAUCCUAAUGGGUGGCACGAUGUUCCCCUACCUGGCUUCAACUGGAUGACGCAGUUCCAACAAAAUCUCGGUCUUGACCUCAAUUCAUCCGGCAUGUACAACCAGAACAUGAACUUCAUGACCGGUCCGGCCCAAUGA
Molecule: messenger RNA, 3519 nt
Organism: Cyclocybe aegerita
Lineage: Eukaryota; Fungi; Basidiomycota; Agaricomycetes; Agaricales; Hemipholiotaceae
Source: the annotation of a GenBank genome assembly